AUGAACAACGGCAGUUGUAAUUGGCCUCGAGGAAAAGUUUUAGGUGGUAGCUCUGUUCUAAACUACAUGUUAUACUUAAGAGGUAAUAGGAGAGACUAUGACGGUUGGGAGUCAUUAGGUAAUAAAGGGUGGGGAUAUAAAGAAGUACUUCCCUAUUUUAAAAAGUCUGAAGAUAACAAAAAUCAUAAGUAUGCUACAACUAAAUAUCACGCAAGGGGAGGAUAUUUGACUGUUUCUGACGUACCAUAUCAUACUCCUCUUGCAACAAGUUUUAUUGAAGCUGGAUUAGAAUUAGGUUAUAAAAACAGAGAUAUCAAUGGACAAUACCAAACUGGAUUUACUCUCGCUCAGGGCACUACACGACGCGGAGCUAGAUGUUCUACAGCAAAAGCCUUUUUAGAUACGGCUGAAAAUAGGAAAAACUUACAUAUAUCAAAAAACUCAUUUGUGACAAAGAUUUUGAUAGAUCCUGCAACUAAAACUGUAUCCGGUGUUUCAUUUGAAAAAGGAGGUAAGAAAUAUGAUAUUAUAGCGAAAAAAGAGGUUAUUUUAUCAACAGGAACAAUAAAUACGCCUCAAUUAUUAAUGUUAUCUGGUAUAGGUCCAAAAGACCAAUUGUUAAAACAUCAAAUACCUAUAAUUCAAAAUCUUCAAGUUGGAAAAAAUCUGCAAGAUCACGUCAGUAUGGGCGGUUUAGCAUUUACUAUAGACAAACCUGUUUCUAUAGUAGAAAAAAGAAUGCUGAAUCCUAAAUAUUUGUUCGAAUAUUUUAUAUUGGGUAAAGGGCCGUUGACCAUUUUAGGCGGAGUUGAAGGACUAGCGUUUAUUAAUACAAAGUAUACGAAUGCGUCCGACGACUAUCCCGACAUACAGUUUCAUUUUAUACCCGGCGCAACUAACUCCGACGGUGGAAGAAAUUUAAAAAAAGUCCAUGGUCUAACAAAUGAAUUUUAUGAUGCUGUGUUUAAGCCAAUAAACUAUAAAGACACAUGGAGUGUUAUGCCGAUACUAUUGCGUCCACAAAGUAGAGGACACAUUGAAUUAAAGAGCUCAGAUCCUCAUGACCAUCCCAUAAUCCAUCCAAAUUACCUAACCGAAGAUAUAGACAUAAAAACCUUGGUCGAAGGUGUUAAGGCUGGAUUUAAAUUAUCCAAAACAAAAGCUUUUAGGAAAUAUCAUUCAGAAUUUAAUAAAAAUAUAUUUCCCGCAUGUAAAGCAAUUACGAAAUUCACUGAUGAGUUCUGGGAGUGUAUGAUUAGACAGUACACAUUUACCUUCUAUCAUCCGGUCGGAACGGCAAAAAUGGGUCCUAAAUCCGACCCUAGUGCUGUUGUUGACCCUGAACUUAGAGUAUAUGGCGUAAAAGGUCUACGAGUCGUAGAUGGUAGUAUAAUGCCUAAUAUUGUUAGCGGUAAUACUAAUGCACCGAUCAUUAUGAUUGCAGAAAAAGGGAGUGAUAUGAUUAAAAAUUUCUGGAAGAAGAAAUGA
Molecule: messenger RNA, 1488 nt
Organism: Danaus chrysippus (African queen)
Lineage: Eukaryota; Metazoa; Arthropoda; Insecta; Lepidoptera; Nymphalidae
Source: the annotation of a GenBank genome assembly